CUUUCCUUUCUCGCGUUUUUUUCAGCUGUUGCGUGUUGUCAACCUUUACAUAUCCAAAUUUAGCACUUUUUUUAAAAUAUUUUUUUAAAGUUUCAAACCAACAGCAAUGUCAGCCAAUAUUAUUGACCGGAGACGAAUUAAUGGGCCGCAGCGCAGCGUCGAGCCCAUAUACCCAAAGCAACCCACAUCCACCUCAUCCGCUGGCCGCCCCGACGGACGGGCACAGAACGCUGUGCGGCCGAUAUUCGUGAAAACUGGACCACUCUCGCCCCAAGCGUCCUCAGCAGCCUGCCCCUCGGGAUCAGCCUACUACGAGCAGGGCAAGAUUCGCAUCAGCUGUGCCAUCUACGGACCCCGCCAGGGCCGUAAGAGCAACACACGCAUGGGUGCAUUCGACUGCGACUUCAAGUACGCGCCCUUUUCGUGCAGCUGGAAGAGAUCGCAUAUGCGGACCUCAGAUGAGAAGGAGAUUGCGCUGAUGCUCGAGCAGGCCAUCUCGCCCGCAUUCGUCUGGAGGCGUACCCGAAGGCCAGCAUCGACGCUUUUGUCACGCGACGGCAAGGCCGCCACGAUCAGUGCCGCGAUCAAUUGUAUUUCAGCCGCGCUAGUUGACGCUGGAAUUGAGCUGUAUGACAGUGUGGCAGCGUGCUCUGUUGCGCUGAGCGGGUCGCAGUGGAUCUACGAUUGCACGCAGGAGGAGGAGGACAAGGCCGAGUGUUCGCUGAUGAUGGCGCGCAUGCCCAGCGCCGAUGAGGUCACGUACCUGCUGCAACACGGCAAGACUUCGCCUGCACAGACCGAGCAGGCGAUCCAGGCGAGCGCUGGCGUGUGCACCCAGGUGUACGCGGUCAUCUGCCACUACCUGCAAGCAUCCUUGGAGCAAUAACCACAGAUGCAGGCAGUGGUUUAAUUUCCAAAAUAAAAAAUAAAAAGCA
Kickxella alabastrina is the source of this 935-nucleotide messenger RNA. Its product is annotated as ribosomal protein S5 domain 2-type protein. The coding region runs from base 107 to 886 and encodes 259 amino acids. Gene Ontology annotation, biological process: poly(A)-dependent snoRNA 3'-end processing; rRNA catabolic process; U4 snRNA 3'-end processing. Gene Ontology annotation, cellular component: nuclear exosome (RNase complex); cytoplasmic exosome (RNase complex); nucleolus. The record is from RefSeq and is a predicted model, not a curated record. The transcript is spliced from 2 exons. NCBI's taxonomy places the organism in Eukaryota, Fungi, Kickxellomycota, Kickxellomycetes, Kickxellales, Kickxellaceae.